Neopelma chrysocephalum (saffron-crested tyrant-manakin) is the source of this 4094-nucleotide messenger RNA. It is a transcript of the gene NT5DC3, whose product is annotated as 5'-nucleotidase domain containing 3. Lineage: Eukaryota; Metazoa; Chordata; Aves; Passeriformes; Pipridae. Gene Ontology annotation, molecular function: 5'-nucleotidase activity. Bases 1 to 1662 code for a protein of 553 amino acids. The record is from RefSeq and is a predicted model, not a curated record. The transcript is spliced from 14 exons.
AUGGCAGCCGUGGGGGCAGCGGCAGCGGCGGCGCGGUCGCUGCUGGCGGCGGGGCGGGCGGGCGCGGGCGGGCGGCGGUGCCGGGUCCUGCCCCUGCCCGCCGCGGGGGCCGCUCCCUUCUGCACCGUGGCCCCGCAGCAGCAGCAGCAGCCGUCGCCUGACAUGAAGAGCUACCUGUGGUCGCGCUACAAGGAGGCCAAGAGGGUCACCAAGGAGUUGGUUCCUUCAAUUAUGAGUAACAUGCUGAAUCCAGAUGCUAUUUUUUCAAACAAUGAGAUGAGCCUGUCAGACAUUGAAAUUUAUGGUUUUGAUUAUGACUACACAUUGGUCUUUUAUUCUAAACAUUUGCACACGCUGAUAUUCAAUGCUGCUCGAGAUCUUCUUAUCAAUGAACAUCGGUAUCCUGCAGAAAUAAGAAAAUAUGAUUAUGAUCCAAAUUUUGCCAUCAGAGGACUUCAUUAUGAUGUGCACCGGGCAUUGUUAAUGAAGAUCGAUGCUUUUCAUUAUAUUCAGCUGGGAACAGUUUACAGAGGCCUCAGUGUUGUCCCAGAUGAAGAAGUUAUUGCAAUGUAUGACGGUUCCCAUAUCCCUUUAGAACAAAUGAGUGACUUUUAUGGAAAGAGCUCACAAGGAAAUACAAUGAAGCAAUUCAUGGAUAUAUUUUCCUUGCCAGAAAUGAGACUCCUUUCUUGUGUGAACGAAUAUUUUCUGAAAAACAACAUAGACUACGAACCUAUUCAUCUGUACAAAGAUGUCAAGGACUCAAUCAGGGAUGUCCAUAUCAAAGGAAUAAUGUACAGAGCAAUUGAAGCCGAUAUUGAGAAAUACAUCUGCUACGCUGAGCAAACUCGUGCAGUGUUAGCUAAGCUGGCUGAUCAUGGCAAGAAGAUGUUUCUCAUCACAAACAGUCCCAGCAGCUUUGUGGACAAAGGCAUGAAGUUCAUAGUUGGCAAGGACUGGAGGGAUCUCUUUGAUGUGGUCAUUGUCCAGGCUGAUAAACCAAACUUCUUCAAUGAUAAGCGAAGACCAUUCCGGAAGGUGAAUGAAAGGGGGGUGUUGCUUUGGGACAAGAUUCACAAGCUGCAGAAAGGUCAGAUUUACAAACAGGGUAACUUGUAUGAAUUUCUGAAGCUUACUGGAUGGAGGGGCUCUAAGGUGCUCUACUUUGGUGACCACAUAUACAGUGACUUGGCAGACUUGACCCUGAAGCAUGGCUGGCGCACUGGUGCAAUUAUUCCAGAGUUACGGUCAGAGAUUAAAAUCAUGAACACAGAGAAGUACAUUCAAACCAUGACCUGGCUGCAAACCUUGACAGGAUUAUUGGAACACAUGCAGGUUCACCGUGAUCCUGAUUCACAGAUGAUUUUAGAAGAAUGGAAGAAGGAAAGGAAGGAAAUGAGGGAGAUGAACAGGAAUUUCUUCAAUGCGCACUUUGGAAGCAUAUUCAGAACUGAUGAGAAUCCAACUUAUUUCUUAAGACGUCUCUCUAGAUUUGCAGAUAUCUACAUGGCAUCACUGAGUUGUCUCUUGAACUAUGAGCCUGAUUACACGUUUUAUCCAAGGAGGACUCCUUUGCAGCAUGAACUUCCAGGCUGGUCAGAUCAGCUGUGCACUGGUACAUUCAGAAUACCUUUCCUACAAGAGACAGUUCAAAUCAAAUGAAAACUUGGUGACUUCUGUCUAAAAUGGACAAAUAUAUCUUGGUUUUUUUGAACGUAUGUGUAUUUUAUUUAAGUCACUUAAAUCUGUUACCUUGGUUUAGAUGUAUCUCAUACUUAAUCUCAUAAGCAUUGUAACUGUUUUCUCCUCUUCUGCUCAGACAUGUGAAAACUCCUCUUACACACAGAAGAGAUGAUGGACUGCCAAAACAGUAGUAGGCCAGGAGGGAGGGCACAUCUGAAGGGAAGGACUGAUGGUGUUCUGAGGUGGUUGUUUUUGUUUAUUGGAAACUUCAAUCUGCAGCCUUGUGGUUUACAAAGAAAUACCUGUACUCUCACUUCUGGCCCUUUUCAGCACUCCAGCUGGAGCCUCUAAUGGAUCUUGGCACUGAAAAGCUCAAAUCCAGUGUUAGUAAUUCAGUGAUAAACAGCUAAUAACCAGUUCAGGGUGAGACUCAGAGGGAUAGUGUACAUAUUGUACCUUUCCUUGCUGCUGUGGCUGGAGCCUGACCUAACUGAGCUGAGGGCUGUAGUGUUGGCGUGGCUGUGCUGCACUGACAGGCUCAGGCUAAUGGGCUCUUUCUCCUGUCUGUGCAGUUUCUGUUCUUGUGAUGUUUGUGCUUGGCUGCAGGUGGACCUGAGCCUAAACCCGAAACUGCCGGUAGGUUGGGCUGCUUUGGCUUCCUCUUGUUAACUUUUAGGCACCUUUUGUUUUUAAGUUCCAAAACACUUCAAAUAUCCACUCUCUAGUAAUAAAGUAAUUUCAAGAGGUCUUGCAUUUUGCAUUUCAAAGUGGAGACAGAUCUUUCCAUCAAGCUUUAGUUUGAUCCUAAAUGCUGCUUUUAAAAUUUUUAACAGUGUCUUAUUACAGUGGUAUGCAAUGUGGUUUUGCUGUUUGCUAGGAGAGAAUGUAUUUCAUAUAGCCUUUUACAGUCAGAAGUAAAUACGCACAAUGGGCAAAGGAGUUAAAAGAAAAAUUAAGAAAUGAGAAAAUGAAACCCAGAGUAUUUUUGUUGGCAUAUUUUUAGCUCAAGCCCUGAAAGCUGAAUUAGGGAUGAUGCAGAUUUUGCAUAAAGAAAAAUAGUUUUGGUGGUGCAGAUUAAAAGUUUUAUUGAAUUACUGAAAUUGAAGGUAAUGCAUAAACAUAAACUCUGGGUAGCAUAUAUUCCAAAGAUUUGAGCUGAAAAAUGUCUACUUUGCACAAGGAAAACAUCUGUUGAUGUGUUUCCUCUAACAGGCACUUUAUAGAACUGCUAUAUAAUUGUUUUUAAGUAAGAAUUAUUUUCUUUCUCUGGAUCCAAAGGAAAUGGGUUGGUUUUUUGAUUUUUUUUUUCUUUUUUUUUAACUGGUGCUUCCCACCCCAGCCAUGAUUAAUAACUUCCAAAUUUUAGUUAUUAAAAGCUUGAUUUUUUUAAAAGCAUACAUUAACAAAACAUAUAGCAUCUGGUGUUCUUAAUUUCACUUGCUUUCUCAUGAUUGUCAGGUAAACAAACUUUUGGUGACCAAAAGUUUUCUCGUUUUGGCUUUUUCUUUUUUAACCUGUCUGUAUUAUGUGCAAUUACCUAGAUUGAAUUUCAUAUACAGUAUCUUUCAUGUUUUUAAAAGCAUGUUUGCGAAGUACAGAAUGUAUUUUAAUCUAGUCUGCACAAUUUUAUAAGUAGUUUUCCUGUAUGCUUGAAAUCAGUAUGACAUCCUCAGAGGUGAUUGUGGAUUUUGUUUUCUUGUGCUCCUAUUUGAAAUUUGACGUGAAACACGCCUGAAGUGUGUUUGUGUAUUUAAACAGAUGAAUACACUUGAAAUGAGGAAGUUCAUCUGACCGUCCUGCUGUUUUGCUGGAUAGAAAGAUAAAGUUUUGCAGGAAGUUAGUUUGACUUUAUCAGGAGACUUGUUGGUGAGGCUGUGCAAGAAAUAUUUAGCAUAACUUGUUAAUGAAAUGUGGGGAUGGAAAUAUCCCGAUUUGCCUUCAGUUCUUUAUUCUAAUGCUCAGCUACAACCGAACUUGGUGUUACAGGUGUGUAGCAUCACUCAUGCUCCAGAGAUUUCAGUUCACUCUUUAAGAAAAGAAAAAAACCCACCAAAACUACUCUACAUUCUCCAUCUUACUACCAGCAAAUAAGAAGAUUGUAUUAUUCAGUUCUGCAUUAUUGAACUUGAUCAUGUUUUGUUGAUUAUAGCUCUGUGAUGGUUAUUCUUUCAAAGCUGGCUAGGAGCCAGUUUGUUUGCUUAAUUUUCCUGUGUUAAGCAGGAACAGUUUAAUUGGCUUGGAUGGUGUUAUCCACAUAAUACGCAUUUUGUUUCAAGAUUUUCUUCUUUUACCCUUCUGUUCUCUUCACUUAAAAAUCAAACUUCUGUACCAAGCUAUGUUACAACAGCGAGCUCAAGUAAAAUACUGUUUAUAUUGCAUGAGUUCUUGAAAUAAACAACGUUGCAUGAAAA